GCCACUGUGGCAUUGAUGUUUGAGCGCACUUCUGAACUGGCUUUUGUUGAGACUAUCAGUGUAGAAAGCAUGCGCUGUCCCAAAUCCGCUGCUACUAUGAGAAAUGAGGAUCUGCUUUUAAGUAACGGCACAGCCAACAAGAUGAACGGAGCUUUGGAUCACUCAGACCAGCCAGACCCAGAUGCCAUUAAGAUGUUUGUCGGACAGAUCCCGCGGUCGUGGUCAGAAAAGGAGCUGAAAGAACUUUUUGAGCCUUAUGGAGCUGUCUACCAGAUCAACGUCCUCCGGGACCGGAGUCAGAACCCUCCCCAGAGUAAAGGUUGUUGUUUCGUAACAUUUUAUACAAGAAAAGCUGCACUUGAGGCCCAGAAUGCGCUGCACAAUAUUAAAACUUUACCUGGGAUGCAUCAUCCCAUUCAGAUGAAACCUGCAGAUAGUGAAAAGUCAAACGCUGUGGAAGACAGAAAAUUGUUCAUAGGAAUGGUUUCAAAGAAAUGUAAUGAGAAUGAUAUCAGAGUGAUGUUUUCUCCAUUUGGCCAGAUAGAAGAAUGUCGGAUUCUCCGGGGACCCGACGGGCUGAGUCGAGGCUGUGCGUUUGUCACAUUUUCUACAAGGGCAAUGGCACAGAAUGCAAUCAAAGCCAUGCAUCAGUCUCAGACCAUGGAGGGCUGCUCUUCACCUAUCGUGGUGAAGUUUGCUGACACUCAGAAGGACAAAGAACAGAGACGCCUCCAGCAGCAACUUGCACAGCAGAUGCAACAGCUCAACACUGCCACCUGGGGGAACCUGACAGGGCUGGGCGGACUUACCCCACAGUACCUGGCGCUUCUCCAGCAGGCCACCUCCUCCAGCAACCUGGGUGCAUUCAGUGGCAUUCAGCAAAUGGCUGGCAUGAAUGCUUUACAAUUACAGAAUCUGGCGACACUGGCUGCUGCUGCAGCGGCCGCCCAGACCUCAGCCACCAGCACCAAUGCAAACCCUCUCUCUACCACAAGCAGUGCUCUGGGUGCCCUCACAAGUCCCGUGGCUGCUUCAACCCCCAACUCCACUGCUGGUGCAGCCAUGAAUUCCUUGACCUCUCUGGGGACUCUGCAAGGACUGGCUGGAGCCACUGUUGGAUUGAAUAAUAUAAAUGCACUAGCAGGUAUGGCGGCUCUGAAUGGAGGACUUGGCGCCACAGGCUUGACGAAUGGCACAGCUGGCACCAUGGACGCCCUCACGCAGGCCUACUCAGGAAUUCAGCAGUACGCGGCAGCCGCACUGCCCACUCUGUACAGCCAGAGCUUGCUGCAACAGCAGAGCGCUGCGGGCAGCCAGAAGGAAGGUUUUGUUAGCUAUGACAAUCCAGUCUCUGCACAAGCUGCAAUCCAGGCUAUGAAUGGCUUUCAGAUCGGCAUGAAACGCUUGAAGGUGCAGCUGAAGCGCUCCAAAAAUGACAGCAAACCUUACUGAUCUUAACCCCAGAGGCUCCCUGCUCUUAUUUUAGCUUUCUUAGGACAUCUUCAUGCCCGUUAGUUCAUCGUUUGCCUAGCAUGUCCCUGUGGCGUCUCAAAAAAAGUUUCAUCGUCCCGUCAUUGUUUCUGAUGUCUUUCUGACCUCACAUCAUAUUUGGUUCUCCUACUGACCUUUGAUCUAGUUUGACCUUUGAAAUUUGCAUGUGACCUCACCUAGCUAUGAAUUCUGGGAAGUCAAUGUGAAAAACAUUGCUGCAUUUCAUGCAAGACUGAAAUUAUUAGACAAAUUAUAGAAAAAAAAAAAACCUGUGGCAAAAACGUUUCUUUCUUAAUUUUUUUUUCUUUUCAUAAAACAGACUUGAAAGUAUUAUACAGGGAUUGGCAUUCUUCCCGGUCACUGGUAACAAUAGCAAUAUGUGUCCAGGGACACAGAAUGUUGGUUUCUAACAGACUACUUCCAAAAACAGUUUGAGAAAAAAAACUGUCUGAUUUUAAGUCUCUAGAGGUCUGUAAUAGUUUUUACAUUUUUCAGGCAGUGUAAAGUUUUUUGAUAAGGCCAUUUUAGGUGGCUCACUUUCUCAUUAAGAUAUAUAUAUAGAACCACUUUUUGUAGAUUAGUAUAAGAAAAAUAUUUACCCUGUUUUGGGGCAAAUGCUACCUAUUUGUGUCACCUUUUGCUGAACUGACUCACAGUUAGACAAUCCAUGGUUUAAUGCACAUGAAAUUACCUAUAUUUUAUACUGUUUCAAUGUACAGGAGAAAGGUUACUGUAAACUGUGUUAUGUUGGUGCUUCUGUGAAUUAAGUUGUGGUUUCAUCAUGAGUCUUAAGGUCUUAAUGUUCUUUGUCGAUAAGACAAGUUUAGAAUUGGUUUACUUAAAACAAAAAAGAAUUUCAAAAAAAAGUUGUUUGCUUAAAAAUAAUUUCAUGUGAGGAAAAAAAAAAACAAAAACCUAUUCCAGAAUAAGUUUUGUGUUGGCUUGUGAAGCAUUGAUGUCAUUUUUUUUGUGGACUAUUUAGAUGUGUUUGUGUUCAGCAAAAUGUGAUUUUUUUUCUUUCUUUUAAAGAAAAAAAGUGAAAAUAUAUAGUGCCAAAUUCCAAAGGUACUUCCUUCCUAGAGCUUCAGUGUGUUUCUUGUGAGAAGUAAUUUGAUAACAUGGGUAUUUUAUUAUGUGUUUUGUAUAAAUCCCUAAUAUUUAAAAAAAAAAAGGUUAAAAGUUUGUUAACUUGCUAUUCUGUGGUCUUGUUGCCUGAAAUUGUUAUUGUUUGUUAUUUCUCUAUGAUGUUUUUUGUAAGACAUUGUAUAAGUGCCCAUGUCUCACUUUUUAACCACUCUGCACAUCAAUGCUGUGAAAGCAACCUCACAAUGUAUUUUCUUCAUAAUAUAUGGAAACCUCUAAGGUGAGAAAGUUGUGAACUUUAACCCUUUCUACCCAGAGCUAUCUGGAAUGUUGGUAACUUUUUAUACUGUCAUCACUUCAGUUUAUUUGGGGGUGUUUCUAAUUUGGAUUUUUUUCCCCACACUUACCUUCUAAGUUUAUUUUAUUACUUUUUUGCCCUUCAAUUGAAACCCAGAAAGGAAAGGACAAAACAAAACCACUCCACAAGACAAAUUUGAACCGAGGAACACACUCUUCUAAUUUGUUUCCCUAUGCCAACUUUUUUAUUUCUGCUCUUUACUUUUUACUUCCUAAUGUGCUGCUGGGAGUUGAAUUCCUGUUCUAUUCUUCACUCAAGUUCAAAUUAAGAACAGUUUACUGGACAAACCCUGAGGGGCAGUAGCUAGCCUUCUGAGAUCCUGUCUAGUGGUACAUUUCACCUUGUAGGUAAAUGACUUCUGUAGUAGGGGAUAGUCUUUUGGAGGAAUUUUCCUUGGUUACUAAACACUCCUAGAUAUUCAGUCCUAGCCAUUGUGAUGAGAAUUGUGACCCCAGUGGGUACCUCUGAAUAAGCAGGGUGUCAGGAGUGAGAAGCUCUUGCUCCUUUCCCUGCCUUUGUACUUCUCAGUUUAAUGGGACUGGCCAUAUAUACGCAGAGCUCGAUUCUUCACACAGCCACUGACCAAAUACUUAGCCACUUCUGAAAGUGUCACAUUACUCUGACUUGAACUUGGUGUGAACAGUUGACAAACCUUAGGGCGUAGCUACAGCCCCACAGGAGCUCCGGCUUUCCUCAAAGCAGGCCCUGGAAGCAUCUUGGUCUCAGCUCUCUUUUCCUGCUCACCCACCCUGUUUGGUUUCAUCUGUGUGGAUAUGAUAGCCUUGGGAUGGAAAGGAUUCGCCUCUAAUGAUGCAAAAAAAAAAAAAAAAGUUUCCUUCUUAUAGCACAUGCACUUCUAAUGAAAUGAUUUGUACUAUCCUCACACGUGUUUACUACUGCCGGGGCCUUCCUUCAUCCUUUGAGGGCUAUUUUGUACUUCCUGCAGCACUCGGCUUAAUCACAAAAGUGAUCUCACAUGUGUCUCUCAUAUACCUAUUAGAUGGUGGUGUGUAGAUACAUAGGAACACAAAAUUAGCAACCGAAUCUAGUCAUUUAUCAAAUACGUACAUCUCAAAAACUUCUUAUUUUUCACUGAAGCAAACUACCCUCUUAACUCAACCUGCAUUUCCCCCAGAGAAAACCCAAGUCUAGCUGACAGAAGGUUCCGGGCGGGCACUUCUACUUGACCAUUUGAUUUUUGCAGGCAACCAAGACAGUACAGUACACUUAGGGGGAAAUUUUUUCAUGUUUUAUUUGUUUGGUUUAGUUUUUGCAUGUUUCAUUGUUAGAAAAAAAUAGCCCUCCUCAGAGACAAAUUGUCCUUUUAUCUUUUAGUAUCAAAAGGAAAAAGCUGCAAGGGUGCAAAAGGCCUGUGCCAGAAGACAAAACACAGGGAAACUGCUUUUUUAAAAAAAUCAAAUGUAGAAGUAGUCCUUUUUAAACUAAACUAGAGAAUUGUGGUAAAAUGGCAGUCCUCAAAGGCGUAACAAGUUCCUCUUUCUUUCACCAUAGGGGUUAUAGUUCUUUGGCUUGUGCUACUCUGGAAUCAUUUUACUGUUUCUGUUUUUAUUAUCUUAAGUGCUAAUUAAAAAAGAUAAAUAAAAUCUUAAAAAAAAUGUAGUUUCAUUAACUUUUUGAAUAAUGUCAUACAAAAACUGUAUUUGUGUUUUUGUGCUGUGAAAAUUGUUGUUUGUAGAUUAAUAAUAUCAUUUUGUUUAGAAUUACAAAGUAGUUUUUAAAUAUUGUCUGAGAAAAGCCAAAGUUAAUGCAACCUAGUGGAAACUGUAAGACCAUUUGAGUAUUGUUUCUGUUUUAUUGAUGCAUUUGGAUUUUGUUGUUUGAUGGAAUUUGAGCCAAAAAAAAAAAAACGCAGGCUUUCCUAUUUCUACAACUGAUUGUACUUAUGCAUUUUGUACCAGUGGAACUUUUUAUACUGGAGAUUAAAAAAAAUGGAAAUUUCCGUGGCUUAACUCUUGUGGCCACCUGACAAUGACUGAUUUCAAGUUUGAUUUCUGGUUGAUAGAAAGAAAGUUCUUUUGAGAAUUAAAAACUUUGGCUUGAUUUCUUUUUUCCCUUUGCUUAUAUCUAGCAUUAGAAUUUUGUCUUAAAAUACAGCGGUAAGUUUCACUUUUUAUUCUGUAUUGUGCAGUUACACAAUAAGGUAAUUAGAUUUAGAAGUACUCAGUCACUUUAAGUGGAUAAAUGUAUUAGUUAAACUUUAGGGGUUUGCUUUUUUGCUGUUUAGAUCAAAGUUUUUUCUGAUUCUUCUGUCCUCAUUGUGAACAUAACCGUGUAGUUGAAACAGUCAAACUUAUUUUUGUAAUGUAUGUUAUUGUGUGAUGCGGUUUUUUGCUUCUGUCUCCAAUAUUAAACCAUUUUCCUAAUACUUGUUUCUCUCUCUGCGUGUUGUAUUGUUGGUAGUCAUUCUGUGUUGGUGAUGCAUCUAUACACCUCACUGUUUCACGUAUGUUUUUUUUCUAUAUGUUGUGUAAAAAGAUACAGUCGAUUCCACCUAAGUGAAUAUCUGAUUUGGGGAAAGAGGAAACUGCACACCAGCCACCUUCUCUACCCACUGCCUCUAAGACCCAUCCUUUUCUCCUAUGGUUCACCUAAGUGACAGGCAGCCUCCUGAGGGGUGUUUGCUGAGACAUUUCACUGUCAUUUGACCACACCAGUUCAUUUAUUCUCUUCUAACCCCUCCCAUCCCUUCUUCCUCAUGAAUGUGGAACACACACAUACUACAUCUCCUAAGGCUCACGAAAAUCUGCCACUGCAACCUUAAGAGGAAAAGCCACAGACUUGGGGGGCGGGGGUGUCCUUCUGUCUGCUCCCAAGUCCAAAGCGCUUAGAUAAUGAUCUCCUUUUCAGGGGGGGCAAGCUCUCAAGGAAGGGAAAAGUAAGUCUCUGUGUUCUGCCCAUCAAUAGAUACAUAGAGAAAAGUAAUUUACAUUUAUUUCUACAAGCUAAUUGAAUCCAGCAGCAGAAUAUCCAAGUCCUCAAAAGGAAGUUCCCCUCGAUCUGGAGGGGGUGGGGGACGUCCCUCUUGCUCCAGUCCCUGAUUCCCAAAGUCACGCCAUGCUACAGAUUUGCAGUGCCUCCUGCGUGAACACGCGUGAGCCGGGUUGCCACUGCCAACGCGUUAUCACAGAGGACCUACCUGUUCCUUGCGUGCCCUCGGUAUCUCAAGCCACAGGCCCGCCUCCUUUUCUGCCCAUUUCCUCUGCUCAGGAAUCGGACUGCUCUUAAAGUGCUCUUAAAAGAUUCCACCAGUGUUUGCUCCCUACAUCAUCUAGCUCCUCCCAGCUUCCCCACGCACACGCCCUGCUCUUCCUGCUCGCUGCAGGCCACGGAGCACCUGGUGCCAAUGAGUUCUCUCCCUGCAGGUGCUUAAACGCUCCUCCCUCUGGUUUCAGCCCCUUUCUGGCCCCAACAUUGUACUUUAUUUAGUCAGAUCAGCAAGAGCGGGAGAGGCCUGGUGAGGUGGAGGAAAGGUAGCUCUCCCCACCCCCACCCCACCUCACCCCCCUGCCUCCAAGGUCCAACACCUCAGUGAUAGUGAUUUCACCAACCCCAAAUCCAUACAGAUCAGCGCUGACUGCUGCAGACUCUUGUGCUCAUCUCACCUAGCCUUCAUUAGCGUGCCUCUGAAAACCCACUGCUUGUAUUAGUGGGGAAGAUAAGGGUGGGGUUUGCUUCUCUCUUCGGGGAGGGAGUGGGUGGCGUGAGGGAGGGAAGAUUGGGGAAAGAGGAUGAUCAGAUUCUUUCCAAGAUGCAAGUGUUGCUUUUGAAGACAUAUAAGUAAAUAAAACCAACAUUUGGCACAAGGCAAAAUACUGGAAGGGAAAGACAAAGCCAGUUUUUGUUGUUUUUUUCAAAAACAACAAAGUAAUUCUCCAAAGAAGAGGACAAAAAUGCUAGUUCUUUUUAGCAUUUAUGACUAUAAAGUUGGUCCCUGCUUACACUCAUAACCUUGAUUCCAUAAAACACCAUGGCAGGAAAAGCAAGGUGUAUUUGCCAUGCCCAGACCACGUUGGGAAGCCACAGAAACGUCAGUUCCUUGCUGGUGGAAGCCACACGCCUGCCUGGCCCACAGCCACUGUGUGCAAUUCCUGGGCUUGGACUCAACUAGCAGGCUAGGAAAUACAGUAAACAUGAAUGUGCUGCCAAUCAUUCCUGAUAAGUGAAUAAAAACAUUGUGACCAAACAAUCAGCUUAUUCACUUAUCAGGAAUCGACUGUUCUGCUAAUUUGCUGUUUUUGUUUUUCCAUUCUGUUGUAGUUCGCUAUUUUUGCUGUGUUCUGUUUCCUCCUCUCAUGCUUGGGCAGAAUCACUGGGAAUAUUAUCUUCAUGUGACCAUGAAACGUAUUUAUAUCGAGUGAAAAUGAUUAUCAUAACAAAAUCUAUGCACUUGCUAUCAGGAACACAAUACUGGAUGUGUCUUAUAUAUAUUGAACUAUAUAGUACUCGAUUUCUUAAAUAAAGCUUAAGAAAGGAC
Messenger RNA from Perognathus longimembris pacificus (Pacific pocket mouse), 7427 nucleotides. RefSeq names its product CUGBP Elav-like family member 2 (gene Celf2). The transcript has 13 exons. Bases 16 to 1452 code for a protein of 478 amino acids. Lineage: Eukaryota; Metazoa; Chordata; Mammalia; Rodentia; Heteromyidae. Gene Ontology annotation, biological process: mRNA splice site recognition; regulation of alternative mRNA splicing, via spliceosome. Gene Ontology annotation, cellular component: nucleus; cytoplasm; ribonucleoprotein complex. Gene Ontology annotation, molecular function: mRNA 3'-UTR binding. The record is from RefSeq and is a predicted model, not a curated record.